This is a messenger RNA of Hyalella azteca, 2234 nucleotides long. RefSeq names its product protein FAM102B. The record is from RefSeq and is a predicted model, not a curated record. Lineage: Eukaryota; Metazoa; Arthropoda; Malacostraca; Amphipoda; Hyalellidae. The transcript has 10 exons. Bases 175 to 1533 code for a protein of 452 amino acids.
CGUUCGGAUCAGUUUCAUACAUAUUGUUCCCCGAGUUUCUUCUGUUGGUAUGUCAGGUUGCCUGUCAAACAUCCAUUAAAUGUGAUGACACAUUUUUCUCGUUUGAAGAGUUGCUACUCUGGAGCACAGAAGACGCACAUGAUUGGCAAUCACUGAAUCAUCAGACAGCAAACAAUGAACAUAAUGUCCAGAAAAAAGCGUUACAGGUUUCAAGUAGAAUUUUGUGUCCUGGAACUUGAGCAUGUGCCUCUGGUCAAUCAACUUGUUUACACCAAAGUCCGACUAUUGGAUGGAGGAGCAUUUGUCAAGCAGUCUGAGAAUUUAUUAUUUUUUGUGCUACAGGAGUUACGUGGAGGCAAAUCAUAUGAAAAGCUUGGAUUUGCUGAUAUAAAUUUGGCUGAAUUUGCUGGUUCUGGAGGAGAUCAUCGUUAUCUCCUGCAGGCAUACGACACCAAACACAGGCUUCUCAACUCCACUCUCACAGUCUCAGUCCAUAUGACUAUCCUCUGUGGCGAUCCUUGCUUCAAGGCGAAAGAGAGAAGCGGGAUUACAAGCUCUGGUAGCAGUGGCACUGUAGGGGCCUCCAGUAACAUAGGCGUAGAAACGAGCCUUCUCAGCAAAGAUGAUUCUUUGAACUUCUGGCCGGUGCCUGCAGUACCUGACGUUCCUCCUGCUGCUCAAGGCUCUCAUGCUUCUCUCACAUCAUCAGGCUAUAAUUCUUUAAAUAAGAAGUCUAAAGAUGAGAGUGAGAACCCCUCCUCAAUCGCAGUCGUUAGUGCCGUGGAUCAGGUCGGUCACACCCGCAACUCCUCCAACACAAGCCACCAGUCGCAGGCCUCAGGCUAUGCAUCAGAAAAUAGCGGCCACAACAGGAGUAAUAGCCUGGGGUCACCGGAAUGCGUGAGCGAAGCACUGCCCCACCUAUCAGCAUCAGGGCGCCUCAUCAAAGCUUCAACUGGUGACAUCACCAAAGAAAGUCGUGUGGAAGCCACCCGCGUCGACGCUGACGACAUCAUCAACCAGAUAUUUCAAAAAUCUAUACCUGAGCAGCAGCUCUGUGAGAGCAACAAUGACUCACAAGAUGAGCCUGGCCUGCAGUUGUAUCUUGGCGUAGACGGGAAGCCCACGGUUGACAGCCGAGGCCGAGCCAACAGCGCUGUCUUCCAGCCUGUGGUUGUGCACAAGAGAUAUUUCAUCAAGUUUGAUGCUGAUUGGAGUAAUAGCCUGGGGUCACCGGUAUGCGUGAGCGAAGCACUGCCCCACCUAUCAGCAUCAGGGCGCCUCAUCAAAGCUUCAACUGGUGACAUCACCAAAGAAAGUCGUGUGGAAGCCACCCGCGUCGACGCUGACGACAUCAUCAACCAGAUAUUUCAAAAAUCUAUACCUGAGCAGCAGCUCUGUGAGAGCAACAAUGACUCACAAGAUGAGCCUGGCCUGCAGUUGUAUCUUGGCGUAGACGGGAAGCCCACGGUUGACAGCCGAGGCCGAGCCAACAGCGCUGUCUUCCAGCCUGUGGUUGUGCACAAGAGAUAGUAAAGGCUUGCUUUAGGAAGCUUCCUAUGGCCAAAUCUGCGAAGGUAGAAUAAUAAAAUGUUUCCUGAAGUGCGAGACGAGCCGUACUGUUGUGGAAUGUAGUGAUGGCAAGUGGGGCUUGAAAGAAAGUUGAAUUUCAAUUCUUCAAUGUAUUGAUAUCAAACGUCAGGAGCCAGUAGGAGGUUUGUAGUCCCCUCCAUUUGCUCAAAGUGGCGCGAUUAUGAAAUUUUUUAGAAGCACUUCUCUUGGGAAUUUCUCUUGCCAUGCUUCUGUUCUUGGCUAGACCACAAUAUCGUCAGUAAAAAAAUUUCUAGAUGUCAUGACUAUUAGUUCUAUUUUCUGUUGAUGCUAAAUACCUGUUGGAGAGAAAUAUUGUUAAUUUUAGGGUAAAUUAAAACCGGUUAAAUCACUCCUUUUGUGGGAUUUAUGCUUCUGUUCUGUGAAUUGUUAACUUUCUUUUUUUCACUCAAAUAACUAAGUGGUUCCAAUGUGUCUAGUCUGUGUUCUAUUGUUAGUUUCAUCAAGUUUGAUGCUGAUUGGUUAGUGCGCCGCUGUGAACAAGACGAUGUUAACACAAGCAUUCAAGGCACCAGUGGUGCAAACACCGUAAACCAACACUCAGUCUAGAAAAAUAUUUCAGGAAGAAAUGGGUUAGCAAUUAGACUUUCAGUUGAGCUAGUCUAUAAAGCAAUGCAUGUGCC